Messenger RNA from Hippocampus zosterae (dwarf seahorse), 7816 nucleotides. It is a transcript of the gene grin2ab, whose product is annotated as glutamate receptor, ionotropic, N-methyl D-aspartate 2A, b. The record is from RefSeq and is a predicted model, not a curated record. Gene Ontology annotation, cellular component: postsynaptic density membrane; plasma membrane; NMDA selective glutamate receptor complex. The transcript has 20 exons. Gene Ontology annotation, molecular function: NMDA glutamate receptor activity; transmitter-gated monoatomic ion channel activity involved in regulation of postsynaptic membrane potential. NCBI's taxonomy places the organism in Eukaryota, Metazoa, Chordata, Actinopteri, Syngnathiformes, Syngnathidae. Gene Ontology annotation, biological process: synaptic transmission, glutamatergic; monoatomic ion transport; excitatory postsynaptic potential. The coding region runs from base 608 to 5233 and encodes 1541 amino acids.
GUACAUCUAUACGUAGGUAUCAAUACAUGCGUUGGUGUGUGUGUGUGAGUGUGUGUGUGUGUGAGUGACGGAAUCUCCCCUGCGCGCACACACACCCGCUCCCGAGUCUCCAAGAAUCCACGCGGAGGAGGACAGAAGAAGAGGAGGCGGCCGUCCACGGGCUCUCACACUGCGGAAGGCGCGCGGAGCUGCCUGGAGAUCCCACCCCCCCUCCCCGCACCCCCCCCAAAUAUCGGCGGGUCCUUGCACCCGCAUGCACUCCGAGCACCGCCUCCCCCCGCGCUCGGAGUGGACGUUUGACUCCAUCGGGAGCAGCGGCGGGAGGGAUUCGGCGGCUGCCGAGCUCUCCGGGAGCUUUUUCGCUGCGGGUGCGCGCCGACACGACAGGUGGAUUAAGCCGAGCGGCGCGGUUCUCAUUUCUGAGCGGAGGAGCUUCUGCCGCGCCUGCCGUUUUCUCCCCCCGCUUGGUCCCCUCGGACGGAGGCGCGAUUGAUGGAUUAAUUUGACCGGGGCGGAGAGGGGGGGCGGGGGGGGAGACUCACCCCUUGGAGGCCACCCGAAUGGAGUAACAGGCUGCAAUGUCAUCUCCACCCGGCCGCCUGGAGAGAUGUGUCACGGGAAUGGGAUCAAGUUGAAAGACUUUGGCACCAGGAGGAGGAGGAGGAAGGAGGACGACGACGACGACGACGAGCCGGAGGAGGGGCGCCAUGGCCGGCCACGACGACGCCGACGCGCGGGGCAGGGAAGCGGCGGCGGCGGCGGCGCGCACGCUCACGGAGCCGCGAGACCAAGGCGCAAAACGCGCCUUGUGACAGCCGAGGGGACGAUGCGGGCGCUGUUGUGGAUGCUGCUCCUACUGUCGCGGUGGGCAUCUCUUGCCGCGUCCAGAAGCCCCCGGGCUCAGCGUGGGCGUGGUGAUGGGCCAGACCGAGCGGUCCCGGACCAGGAGCUGCGUCCCCCGCGCAGCCCCGACGACGCCCUGGACGUAUCGGUGGUGCCCUUGAGGAUCAACCAGACCGACCCCAAGUCUGUCAUCACACAGGUAUGCGAGCUGCUGUCUCGUUCUCGCCUCCACGGCAUCGUCUUCGCCGACGGCACCGACCAGGAGGCCAUCGCGCAGAUUCUCGACUUCCUGUCCGUCCAGACCCAACUUCCUGUGCUGGGCGUGCACGGAGGCUCCUCCAUGAUCAUGGCCGACAAGGACGAGAAGUCGACCUUCUUCCAGUUCGGUGCCGCCCUGCAACAGGAGGCCCUCCUCAUGCUGGCCAUCAUGGAGGAGUACGACUGGCACGUCUUCUCCAUCGUCACCUCCAAGUUCCCCGGCUACCAGGACUUCAUCGGCACCCUCAGGGUCACCGUGGACCACAGCUUUGUGCGCUGGGACCUGCAGAGCGUGGUGACUCUGGACGCCGUGGACGGAGACCCCAACUCCAAGUCUCACAUCGCCCUCAAGAGGAUCCAGAGUCCCGUCAUCCUGCUCUACUGCUCCAAGGACGAGGCCGUCUACAUCCUGGAGGAGGCGCGCUCGUUGGGCCUGAUCGGAGCCGGUUACAUCUGGAUUGUGUCCAGUCUCACCACGGGAAACCCAGACUUCACCCCCGAGGCCUUUCCCCUGGGCAUGAUCUCGGUGUCCUACGAUGAUUGGGAGUACCCGCUGGAGACGCGGAUGCGGGACGGCGUGGGCAUCAUCUCAUCGGCGGCCACCGCCAUGCUGCGAGAGAAGGGCGAGCUGCCCGAAGCGCAGGGCGGCUGCUACAGCACGCCGUCGGACCGCAGCCCGGGCAAGCUGCCGCCCAGCGCCCUGCGCAGACACAUGAUGCACGUGUGGAACGAGGGCAGAGAUUUGUCCUUCACGCCCGACGGUUACCAGGCCAACCCCAAGCUGGUGGUCAUCGUCUUGAACAGCGACAGAACGUGGGAGAAGAUGGGUCGCUGGGAGAACGGCACGCUGUCGCUGAUGUUCCCCGUGUGGCCGCGCUACAACUCGCACGGCGACGAGGACGCCGACGAGAACCACCUGUCCAUCGUCACGCUGGAGGAGAAGCCCUUCGUCAUCGUGGACAACGUGGACAUCCUCACGGGGACCUGCAUGAGGAAUUCCGUGCCCUGUCGCAAACACGUCAAAGAUAACAGCACGUCGGGGGGCUCGUACAUCAAGCAGUGCUGCAAGGGCUUCUGCAUCGACAUCCUCAAGAAGAUCGCCCGCAACGUGAAGUUCACCUACGACCUCUACCUGGUCACCAACGGCAAGCACGGCAAGAAGAUCAACAACGUGUGGAAUGGAAUGGUAGGAGAGGUGGUGUACAAGAAAGCCGCCAUGGCCGUGGGCUCCCUGACCAUCAACGAGGAGAGGUCGGAGGUCAUCGACUUUUCCGUGCCCUUCGUGGAGACGGGCAUCAGCGUCAUGGUGUCGCGCAGCAACGGCACCGUCUCGCCGUCGGCCUUCCUCGAGCCCUUCAGCGCGUCCGUCUGGGUGAUGAUGUUUGUGAUGCUGCUCAUCGUCACGGCCAUCGCCGUCUUCCUUUUCGAGUUUGUCUCUCCGCUGGGCUUCAACCGCAACUUGGCCCAAGGCAAAGACCCCCACGGUCCGUCGUUCACCAUCGGCAAGGCCGUGUGGCUGCUGUGGGGUCUGGUGUUCAACAACUCGGUGCCGGUGCAGAACCCCAAAGGCACCACCAGCAAGUUCAUCGUGUCGGUGUGGGCUUUCUUCGCCGUCAUCUUCCUGGCCUCGUACACGGCCAACCUGGCCGCCUUCAUGAUCCAGGAGGAGUUUGUGGACCAGGUCACCGGACUCUCGGACAAGAAGUUUCAGAGUCCCUACUCGUAUUCGCCGCCCUUCCGCUUCGGCACGGUUCCCAACGGCAGCACGGAGCGCAACAUCCGCAAGAACUACCCGGACAUGCACCAGUACAUGACCAAGUACCAUCAGACCGGAGUGCAGGACGCCCUGGUCAGCCUCAAGACCGGCAAGCUGGACGCGUUCAUCUACGACGCGGCGGUGCUCAACUACAUGGCGGGCCGAGACGACGGCUGCAAGCUGGUGACCAUCGGCAGCGGCUACAUCUUCGCCACCACCGGCUACGGCAUCGCGCUGCAGAAGGGCUCCUACUGGAAGAGGCUGGUGGACCUGGCCAUCCUCGGCAUCAUCGGCGACGGCGAAAUGGAGGAGCUGGAGGCACAGUGGCUGACGGGCAUCUGCCACAACGAGAAGAACGAGGUCAUGUCCAGCCAGCUGGACGUGGACAACAUGGCGGGCGUCUUCUACAUGCUGGCCACGGCCAUGGGCCUGUCCGUCCUCACCUUCGUCUCCGAGCAUCUCUUCUACUGGCGUCUGCGCUACUGCUUCACCGGCGUCUGCUCGGGACGCCCCGGCCUGCUCUUCACCAUCAGCAGGGGCAUCUGGAGCUGCAUCCACGGCGUUCACAUCGACAUGAAGAAGAAGGCGCCCGAGCUGGACUUCAGCCCCCAGGCCAACAUGCUGCACCUGCUCAAGUCGGCCAAGUCCAUCGCCAUGUCGUCGUCGCCCAAACGCAACACGGUGCUGCUGCAGCCCAGCAUCCUCGACGUCAUGACGGGAAAAGGUAACUCGCUGCACAGCCUCACUCCGAAGGGUCCCGGUCUCUAUAGCAACGCCGGCGGGCCGCAGGCCUUCCUCUCUCUGGCCGGGCGCCACAAGAACCUCCUGAACAACGCGGCGCCUUUCCCGGCCCCGCAGAAGCCGCCGACGCUCAAGGCCGGCCUCGGCGACAAGCCGCAGCUCUCGGUCGGCGACGACAACGGCAAGGCCCGGCCCGGGCCCGCGGGACCGCCGUCCAAGCCCCGAGCCCUUUGGAAAAAAAGCGUGGAGACCCUCAAGACUCAGCCCGGCGGGGUGGCGCCGGGCGGCGGCGGCAACCCCGGCUCCACCGCGGGCGUCCCCCCGGCGAUGAAGAGCCAGCGCUAUCUGCCCCAAGAGCCGGCGCCGCCCCCGCCCCACUCGGACAUCUCGGAGUGCUCCAGCCGCCCCGCGUCCCACAAAGACUCUGACUCCGUGCCGACCAGGGGCGGCUUCAAAUCCAUGACCCAGCUGAGGAAGCGGGGCGGCGGCCCCAAGAUCUACUCGGUGGACUCGGACCAGGCCAGCCUGCAGUCGGCGCCUCCCUACCGGCGCGACAGCCAGGGAGGCGGCGACGAGCAGCCGUACCCGCCCGACCUGUUCCCGCCCGACGGAACCUACCCGCACAAGGGGGACGCGCCCAUCAUGCAGCUGAGCGCCUCCUUGCUGCACCACAGCCACAGCGCCGAGGCCGACCUGCACUCCAUGAAGGACAAGAAGUACAGCACCUACGCGCACAGCAGCGCCAAGGACAAGUCGAGCGGAUCCUCGGAGGUUCCCGGUUCGGCGGCGGGCUCUCAGGGCGGGCGUCCGGGCCACUGCCGGUCCUGCCUGAGCAAGCUGAGCGGCUACUCGGGUCUGUACACGGUGCGGCCCCCGCAGGCCCGCUGCGACGCCUGCGCCCACCUGGGCAACCUGUACGACAUCAGCGAGGACCACCUGAACUACUGGCGGCCGAGCGACAUGUUUGCCCACUUCCUGCCCCAAAGCCAGCUGGGCGCGGCGGGCGAGGGCGAGGACCUGGUCAGCCACUUUGAGCCGGCCGGGCCCCGCUCGCCGUCGGCCCUGACCCCCGGCUCCUCGCCGGCGGCGCGGCAUUUGCAGCUGAGUCGCCAGCACUCGUACGAGAAGGCGCUUCCGGACGCCGUCUCCCCGCUGCGGGGCCUGAGCCUCCCCGACCGGGAGCGGGAGAUGGAGACGGCCUCGGACGAGGGCGCCUACGCCAACGUGCUGACCAUGCGCUCCGACCGCCCCUUCAGCGGCCGCGGCCCGCCUUCGCCGUCGCCCUCCAGCCACCGCAGCUCGGACGCCCCCCUGCCCCAGCCCCGCCGCUCCAAGAGCCUCUUCCCCGACCGACCCUCGCACAACCCCUUCCUGCAGUCGGCCGCCCGCCUCGGCGCCCAGACCGCCGUGCGGCCGCUCUACAAGCGGCGCCUGCCGCUCUCGCUGGCCCCGGCCGAUCACCACCUGGACCCGCAGGCCUUCUACCCCCAACCGGAGCCCCCCGCGGUGGCCUACAUGGCGCCGCCCGCCGCCGCCCAGCCCGUGAGCUACGUGACGGCGCCGCGAGCUUCCAGCGCCGGCGGCAACCGGCCCCGCCUCUACCGACGCAUGCCCAGCAUCGAGUCUGAUGUGUGAGACCGGCCGCCUCCCGUCGCUCACUCCGAGGGGCGAACCCCCCCCCCCCCGCCCCUCCCUUUUUUUCUCGUAUCAGCACGCAUGGGGCCGCCGCGCAGGGAUCAAACUUACAAAUGGACUGGACGGUGGGUGGCCGCUCCGUGUUCCCGAGAGAGACUGUUUGAGAAUGUUGAUGUCAGCCAAUUGAACAUUCCAAACAAAGUCAAUCGUUUGGGUGGUGGUGGGGGUCAAGGGGGGGCGGGGGGUUGCUUUCAGGUUAAGGUGUGCUCCAUAAGGUAAAGAGAUGGACGUACACACACACACACACACACACACAAAGCUCUCUCUCUCUCUCUCUCUCUUUCUCUCUCUCUCUCUCGCUAUAUAGCAUUUAGCAUCCUAGCUUCCUUCCUGUCUUCGCUCGGAGCCUUCAGGUCACACACUUGCAUGCUUCCUUAAAUGAACGGCGCUGCGCGACGCUCACACACGCGCGCGUUCGCGAGCGCGUGUGUUGAUGCGGUGAGCUAGCCUAGCCGUUGUGCACUUUGUACAUUUUCUAACUCGCCACCAAACACGAACCAAAAAACAAAAAAAAAAGAACACAAACCCUUUUUGAUACUCGCACAAUUCGCCGGAUUCGAUGUUUGCUCUCUUUGCUUUCUUUUUCCUUUUGGAGCCGCGGCGGCAAGUGUGAGCUCACAAGUUCCUUCCGUGCGGCUUCCUUCUUGGACAUGCUAGCGAGUGUGCGCGGGCCCGCUCGAGCGACGGGUGAGCCGUGCUUUCUCAAGUUUUUUUUCGCCCCCCCCCCCCCACCCCACAUCUUUCUUUCCACACAAGUCGCAGAGGAAGGUCCCGGACGAUGAAGGCACACAGAAGCCACAUGGAUUCAGGAACAAAAAUUCAACACUGUGUCGACACGUGGGUGGUUCACACACACACACACACAUACACACACACAAGCUGUGUCCCAAUCGAGGAUGAAAUAAGUGUACGCGGUCGACUGAGGUCGUGUUAAAAAAUAAAAAAAAGGCGAAUAAAGAAAAAAAGCCUUCACUUUCAAAUGUGUUUUUCGGAGGCUACAUUUGAUGUCAGCAUCCUUCUUCAACUGCAGCCUGUGAAGGAAGUAUUUGAAGGAGCCCGGGGGAUGGUGUGAUGUCACCUACCUCCAAAUUUGUCCGUCAGAGGUUGUGCAGCCAUCUUGCGUGUGGCGUUAUGGUGUCAUGGGCCGUUCAAAGGUGGCAAGCGUGAUGUUUCGAAGGCGUAGGUGGUGUGCGGCGUUACCACGCCGUUGGCCUUCAAGGGCAGCCUUCUUCCACUCAGGCUCAGUGUGAUUGGACUUAAAUGUGGCGUACGAAGCAUGUAUUUGAAGGAGGGCGUGAUUUGGGACGACAUCAUAUGUGUCCUUCGCAGGCUUUGCUGAAAUUUGGAAGAGCCUUCCAUUGGGCCUUCCUCCAAUGAGCAUGUCGACGUGGCACCAUGACGAUGCCUUUAAACGCACCUGCGAUUCGGGGCAACCUUUUGGGUGCUGCGAUGACACACGCCGCGUUUGACCCGGGGCAACCUUCACUGGUCACCGCUGCGUUAAAAUGCCUUCAAGUGCAGCCUUCUUUUAAUUAGGACAACCUACGGAUGCCAUCGUCUGCCUUCGAAUGAGUCCUCAAUUGGGACGCAGCCACAGGACCGGAACUUGCAGACACAACGCAAACUGAGGUUGAAUGAUUUUGAAUGAGGGAACUAUUUGCCCCCCCCCCCCCGGUCCAAACCCUCAUCCGCCCACACGCACAUGCCCCCCCCCUCCCCCAACAGCCUCGUGUGAGUAAUAUGCACAAUAUCAGGUUGCAAUAUGAUUGAUGUACAGGCGUUUUGUUGUUGUCGUUUUUUUGCUUUGGUUUGGUCGGAUGGGGACGGCGUCCAACCACAACUUGCUCUUCUGAUGAUGAUAAACUGGCAUGUUUUCCAUUCUCGUCCGAGCGUUUUCUUUUUUUUUUUUUCCUUUCUUUCUUUCCUCUCUUUUGGAUUCCUGCUGUGAUGUCAGCGGUCGCCGGGCACCCGGGAAUCAAUGAGGAGUGAGCGGCUCCGAAAGCCCGGCCGGCCGCCCACCCGCUUCGCUUCUCUUUCACGACCACUCUGCGCUGUUUCACCUCCUUUUGCACCACGCCGGCGUUUAUAUAAGACAAUGGAUGAAUUUGCUGUGUGCGUGCGUGCGUGCGUGCGUGUAUGCGCUUACUUUCCUGUUCUCUUCUUUCCUUUAUCCCACUGGUAACAUUUGACCCCACUCAUGUAACACAACACAUGCACUACAUUGUGUGUGUGUGUGUGUGUGUGUGCGUUGUACCAUCACUGGAGAUUUGUACACAUUUUUUUUCUCCCAACUUGCAUGACUGUGCUUGUGUUUUUGGUGGUUUCUUUUUUUUUUUUUUUCUUACCAGAACACACACUCACACACAUUCCGUGCUUGUGUGUGUGCGUGUGUGUGUGCGUGCGCUGUUGUUCUCACCUGUGUAUAAGUUCAGGGGUUUCUAAGCUACUGGUUGUGUUGUACAUAAGGCUUGUCACACGGUACUUCUGUACAAUGUGUAAAUAAGUAAAGGUGACAUUUUUCUA